Letharia lupina is the source of this 822-nucleotide messenger RNA. RefSeq lists its product as uncharacterized. The coding region runs from base 1 to 822 and encodes 273 amino acids. The transcript is spliced from 2 exons. The record is from RefSeq and is a predicted model, not a curated record. Lineage: Eukaryota; Fungi; Ascomycota; Lecanoromycetes; Lecanorales; Parmeliaceae.
AUGCACCGACGUACCAACUCCAAUGACUUCUUCCCCUUGGCCAAAGGAAUUUCUGUAGCAUCGAUAAGCACUACCGGCCCUGCAGCAGCUUCUGCUAUUAUAAUCCUCGGAAAUCCUGGCAACGGAGCUCAGUCGUCAAGUGAGACUACGUCAACAUCACCAUCAACUUCAACGACACCUACAUUAACCUCGACUUCAACUACCAAGAGUGCAGGGGGUGGUGUUGCAUCUCAGUCCCCCACGAGCCUCGUCAGCGUCAUCUCCAUCGUCUCCGUUGUAACAUCAGCAGCCGACGGCGCCCCAGUUACAACGACAAACAUGAUAAUGACAACAAUCCCAGCAGCUUCUGUUCCUGCUUCAUCAAAUUCAAACCAUCACGGCGCCGAAAUCGGCGGAGGCGUCGCUGGCGGUGUCGCUUUCAUCGCUCUGGUUUCAUUAGCAUUCUUCCUCCUCCGCAGACGUAAGAAGAGACAGCAGUACCAGUCAGCCCCAACCACGGAGUACCGCAACUCCAUGGACUACAUGUACAAAGCCAAAGAUAUGGGCUCGCCAAACACAGCGGAAACAUCGCCCGAGAUCGAUGGCACGCCGAUUGUGGGUGUUUAUCGCGGUUGGGGACCCACGGGUCAAGAGGGAGCCCUGAGAGUCGUGAACGGGUCGGAUCGUCAGUCUACGGUUUCCGGGUUGACGGGUACUAACGCAAGGGAUUCUUUGAUGAGCGAGUUGGAGAGUCCAACGACGCCUGUGAGGGCUGGGCUUAGGAGUCAUCAGCCAACGAUUGCUGAACAGCCGUUUGAGUUGGCGGGGGAGGGUGAGAAGUAA